AUUGGUUAUUUUACGUUAAUCAAAGUUUCAAUUGAAACAAAGUGAUCUUUCAUUCUUGAUUGAUUCUGGAAUCCAUUCUCCAUCCAUACUCAUAGUAGCCUUUCUUCUGGGUCCUCAUGGCUUUGCGAUCAUGUUCCUCUUCCUUCAUCUAUGAGGUGUUUCUCAGUUUCAGAGGCGAAGACACACGUCACGGUUUCACUGGCAAUCUCUACAAAGCCCUUGAUGACAAGGGAAUCCACACUUUCAUUGAUGAUGAGAAGCUUCAGAGCGGAGAGGAAAUAACACCUGCUCUUUUGAAUGCAAUUGAAGAGUCCAGGAUUGGCAUCACUGUGCUCUCUAAAGACUAUGCUUCCUCCUCGUUUUGCUUAGAUGAACUUACAACCAUCCUUGACUGCAGGACAAAAGGGCUGUUGGUCAUACCAGUCUUUUAUAUGAUGGACCCUUCAGAUGUAAGACACCAGAAAGGUACUUAUGGGGAAGCAUUAGCUAAGCAUCAGAAAAGAUUCAAAGCUGAAAAGUUGCAGAAAUGGAAGAUGGCUCUCCAACAAGUGGCUGAUCUCUCUGGUUAUCAUUUCAAACAUGGAAAUGAAUAUGAACACGAGUUUAUUGGGAGGAUUGUUGAGCGGGUCUCUAGGGAGAUUAGCAGUGUUCAUUUACCUGUGGAUGAUUACCUAGUGGGACUAGAGUCAAAAGUCCAAGAGGUAAAGAAGCUUUUGGAUUUAGGAUCUCAUGAUGGUGUUGUGAUAGGGAUCCAUGGAAUGGGUGGGAUAGGAAAAACAACACUUGCUCUGGCAGUUUAUAAUUUGAUUGCUGCUAAUUUUGAUGAAUCGUGUUUUCUUCAAAAUGUGAGAGAAGAAUCAAACAAAUAUGGGCUAAAACACCUCCAAAGCAUCCUUCUUUCGAAAAUCCUAAGACAGAAGAAUAUCAUCUUAACAAGUUGGCAAGAAGGAGCAUCAAUGAUACAGCAGAGGCUGAGGCGAAAGAAGGUUCUCUUGAUUCUAGAUGAUGUUGACAAGAUUGAGCAAUUAAAGACAUUUGUUGGCAGAUGUAAUUGGUUUGGUCCCGGUAGCAGAGUCAUCAUUACCACUCGGGACCAACAUCUUCUGACAUCUUAUGACGUUAAAAGAACUUAUGUUGUGAAUAAAUUGAACUAUUAUGAUGCUCUUCAAUUACUAACAUGGAAAAAUUUUAAGAGGGAAAAGGCUGAUCCAAGUUAUCAGGAAGUUUUGCAUCGUGCAGUAACUUAUGCUUCUGGCCUUCCAUUGGCCUUGGAAGUAAUAGGUUCCAACUUGGUUGGAAAAAGUGUAGAAGAAUGGGAUUCUGCUAUUGAACAUUACAAAAGAAUUCCUAGUGAUGAAAUCCUAAAGAUACUUAAAGUAAGUUUUGAUACUUUGGGAAGAGAAGAGAAAAAUGUUUUUCUUGACAUUGCCUGUUGCUUGAAAGGAUGUAAAUUGACAGAGAUUGAACAUAUGCUUCGUGCUCUUUAUGAUGACAGCAUGAAACAUCAUAUUAGUGUGUUGGUUGAAAAAUCUCUCAUAAAGAUUAGUCAGAGUAGUACGGUCGAAAUGCACGACUUGAUUCAUGCUAUGGGUAGACAAAUUGACCAACAUGAAUCACCUGAAGAGCCAGGAAAACACAAGAGGCUAUGGUUACCAAAAGAUAUAAUUCAAGUUUUAAAAUACAACACGGGAACUGGUAAAAUUGAUAUCAUCUGUCUAGAUAUCUCCAUAUCUAAGAGAGAAGAAACGAUACACUGGAAUAGAAAUGCCUUCAGAAAGAUGAAAAACCUUAAAAUACUUAUCAUAAGAAAUGGUAAAUUUUCUGAAGGUCCCAAUUAUUUUCCAGAAAGUUUGAAAGUACUGGAAUGGCAUCGAUAUCCUUCAAAUUGUUUACCAUCAAAUUUUGAUCCGAGAAAACUUGUGAUAUGCAAGUUACCUCACAGUCCUUUUACGUCAUUUGGGUUUCAUGGUUCAUCAAAGAAGUUGGAGAAUCUAACCGUCUUGAAUUUUGACAAGUGCAAUUAUUUAACGCAGAUACCUAACUUGUCUGAUCUCUUAAAUUUGGAAGUACUUUCAUUUAAAAAGUGUGGGAGAUUAAUAGUAGUUCACGACUCAAUUGGUUUUCUGAAUAAACUUAAAAUAUUGAAAUCUAAAGGUUGCAAGAAGCUUAGGAGAUUUCCACCUCUCAACUUGACCUCUCUUGAACAACUUGAACUUUCAUAUUGUUCAAGUCUUGAGAAUUUUCCAGAAAUAUUAGGAAAGAUGGGAAACAUAAGGAAACUUAGUUUGUUUGAACUUCCCAUAAAAAACUUGCCUGUUUCAUUUCAUAAUCUUACUGGACUACAAGAAUUAGAGAUGAGCUGUGAUUUUGUUCAGUUAAGUAGCACUGUCUUGACGCCUGAACUGUCUGAUUUUAGAGUUCAUAAAGGCAAGGGGUGGCAAUGGGUAAAAUCACAAGAGGGUGAAGAAAAAGAGGGUUCAAUGGUAUCUCCAAAGAUACAUAUGUUUUGGGUUUUAUCUUGCAACUUGAAUGAUGAUUUUUUUUCAGCAAGUUUCAAGCAGUUAGCUCAAGUGAGUCAUUUGAGGCUAAGGGAAAGUAAUGUCACAUUCCUUCCUGAAUGCAUCAAAGAAUUUCACAGCCUAUUUUCUCUCGAUGUGAAUGAUUGCAAGCAUCUUCAGGAAAUUAGAGGGGUUCCACCAAACUUGAAAUAUUUCAGGGCAAUAAACUGUACAUCCUUGACUUCCACGGGUUCAAGCAUGCUGUUAAAUCAGCAGCUUCACGAGGCUGGAGGGACUGAUUUUAUCUUUCCAGGAGGAAGUAUUCCAGAGUGGUUCCAUAAACAGAGGAAGGAACCUUCAAUUUCUUUCUGGUUUCGAAAUAAAUUCCCUGCCAAAGUUCUUUGUCUUCUUAUUGCACCUGUACUGGGUGAUAACGUGACAGGAUUGGUUAGAUACAUUAUGUUCAUCAAUGGCAGAGUUAGAAAACAAUAUUUGUUACAUUAUCUGAACAGACAAGUGAAGAUGUUGGAAUCAGAUUAUACACAUCUCUUUGAUCUACAACACUCACAUUUCUCCACUGAUGAUGAUCUGAUGGAAGAAGUGUCUUUAGAAAAGGAAUGGAAUCAGGUGACGAUCACAUAUGAAGGUUUGAUAGAGAGUUCCCUCAUUAAAAUAAUCGGAAUCCAUGUUGUAAAAGAGGAAAACAGCAGCAUGGAGGACAUUCGAUAUGAUGAUCCUUAUGCAAACACAAAUGAAGACAAUCACCUCAACACUUCCCAAUCACAACCCUUCUGUGAAAGAGGUUUAAUGUUGACAUGCAAGUUUUUUAUAGGUUCCUUUAUGUUGUUCUCUUGCUUUGUAUUAUUAAUUUUAUCUAACCUCACAAACAACCCAACCUGAGUAUCACCACUCUAUUUAGUUUUGCAUUGUAAUUUUCCUUUCAAAUCCCAAAACUAUGAUUGAUUAAGAUUUGAUGC
Molecule: messenger RNA, 3475 nt
Organism: Vigna umbellata (rice bean)
Lineage: Eukaryota; Viridiplantae; Streptophyta; Magnoliopsida; Fabales; Fabaceae
Source: RefSeq, a predicted model, not a curated record